AUGUUCAAGCCAAAGAGGACUGUGGCAGUGCUGCGACACCAGGACUCCUACGACUCGCGAAGGCCAGUGGAAGAUGCUCCUGUCGUCGCAGCGCUGCGGCCCGGGACACGUUUUGUCAGUCUUAGCGUCCUAGCGCCCGAGUUUGAGAUGUGGAAUCAGGUGGAAGUGGUGGGUGCCAUUAACAUGGGGAGGGCCUACUCUGUUCGUGUUGAGGCCUGCGGGUUUCUGCGCGCCCAGCUAGGUGAGGUCAAGGUCUUAAGGUAUUCCUUCAAACUCCAAGCUGGGAGGCUCCAAGAGCAGAUUCAGGCGCCGGCGAGCGCUUCGCCAGGCCUACAAGGCACUCCUCAAAGGAGCCAUCGCUUGUCUGGGACGCCUGAGGCGAGUGGCUCACGGAAGCGGGCUCCAAAGACGCCGUCCCGUCGGGACCUGGUCCUCACUGACAGCUGGGAGUCCAGAGAAGCGACACGAAAAAUGAUGUACUCCGACUUAUAUCCGGAGGACAUCGCUGUGAACAUGCAGAGGCGCACAACUCCCAAGAAGCCGCAACUCGGCUGA
This is a messenger RNA of Symbiodinium necroappetens, 555 nucleotides long. The record is from the annotation of a GenBank genome assembly. NCBI's taxonomy places the organism in Eukaryota, Dinophyceae, Suessiales, Symbiodiniaceae.